AUGAUGGCGUACACGAUUCUACUGAGGAACAUCACACCGACUCAGCAGCAGAAUAUACGGUCUUACCGGGGUUACGGCAACUCCGCGGAGCUCGCAUACAACCACUUGAAGAACCUGUAUCAAGCAACAGACAGUGUAAACCAGAGCAGCGACGCUAUCAUCAGCUUCACCAACUGGACACACCCUCCAGAUCUUGAUCCAGACUUCAGUCCCGGCGGCUUCUGGCAUUCCCACACGAUACCUGAGGCAGAAAGAACAAGGGCGUUAGCGACGAUUCAACAAUUGGCAGCAGCAGAAACAACAUCAGCAGCAGCAGAGACAACAUCGGCAACAGCAGAGACAACAUCGGCAGCAGCAGAAACAACAUCGGCAGCAGCAGAGACAACAUUGGCAGCAGCAGAAACAACAUCGGCAGCAGCAGAGACAACAUCGGCAGCAGCAGAGACAACGACAGCAGCAGCGGCAACAUCGACACCAAUCGCCGGUCCUUCAACGGCACCAAUCUUCAUCGAUGAUUCGCCACCGACACCCACGCAGCAGCUAACCCCGACUCAACGAGAAGUUCACCGAAGCGCAAAUUUCACUGCCAGCUUCAACUCCAACUCCGUUUUGUAUCGACGAUCACCCGGACAUCGCGCCGACGAAAGUACCUGGCACGCCCAGAUAGGACACCCAAGCAACACAGUGUUAAACAACACGAUAAGAGCAGGAGUACUCGACAAAGAUUCAAUACUACUGACAGACGGACGAGAACUUCAACGAGCACGAGGGACACGUUUCACCUGUCCUGAAGCAGACUUACCGCACCAACCGUUUCCAUCUCACCACAACCCCAGCGCUCAGGUCUACGCGCCUCUCGAAAAGGUGUACAGCGACAUCUUGUACAACCGCGUCCCCGGACAAAACGCAUACAACUACACCAUCACCUUCAUCGACGCCGCCACACGUUACGUUUGGCACCUCAACCUUCCGAGCAGGGACAUGGCCUUCGAAGCCUUCGUCGCGUGGCUUCCCGUAGCAGAAAGAGAAUCGGGCGUAAAACUGAAAAGCUUUCAAUCAGACGGGGGAGGAGAAUACACCUCACAGAGGUUCAAGCAAUACCUGGCAGAAAGGGGGAUCAAGAGGCUCAUCUCCCUUCCCUACGCUCAUCAACAGCAGGGUGUAGCAGAAAGGAUGAACAGGACCCUGCAGAACACCAUGCGCAAGCUGCUACGUGGCAUGCGGCUACCCAACCACCAGUGGCCCGAGGCAAUGGACCACGCCGUAAUGCUGCACAACUUGCUUUCUUCGUCGUCACUCCCGAACAACGCAUCACCGCAUCUGCUGUGGACAGGAAAACUGGGCAGCACAAAAAUGUUACGAGUUUUUGGGUGCAUGGUACAGUACCGACCCCCAGCUGCACGAGCCGGCCGAUUCUCCCAACGCGCACAGUGGGGACUACACCUGGGCAUCGAUAAACACUACAACACAUGGAAGAUUUUCGACGUCAAGACAAAAGAAACAGUGGCAGCACGUGAUGUCAUCUUCUACGAGCGACUCACACUUCCAACGUACCUUGCCAACUUGGACGAAAACCAAGACCCCACAGGUGGCUUUUGUGGAGAUCGAGCCUUCGCCUCGGCAGAAGACGAAGCUGAUUGGGACGAGCAGAAUGUGGACCGAGCCUCGGAGGAAGCCGGACCUCUCCCUUACUGCUCCGUCGACGUUCCGAUGGACGACGAGAAUCCUCGCGAAAGCAUCAACGCUGAAACAUACUACCACUUCGCCGACAACGGUUACGUUACACCUGCACAGGUCAACACCAACGAAGCAGAAUGCGUAGGACCAAAUUUCAACCCAGCACCUGAAGCAGGAGACGAAGCAGUUUAUCCCGAGGACACCACACUCCCCCGCUACACACAGAGUGGACUGCAAAUCCUCGGCCUCGUCACCGCAGUCCACGGAGCAGAGAUUCCUAAGGAGCCUGCGACAGUUCAGCAGGCUCUAGGGGGGGGGGUAUAG
This is a messenger RNA of Closterium sp. Yama58-4, 2001 nucleotides long. The record is from the annotation of a GenBank genome assembly. Lineage: Eukaryota; Viridiplantae; Streptophyta; Zygnematophyceae; Desmidiales; Closteriaceae.